This is a messenger RNA of Colletotrichum spaethianum, 729 nucleotides long. RefSeq names its product Ras-like protein. The record is from RefSeq and is a predicted model, not a curated record. The transcript has 2 exons. Bases 1 to 729 code for a protein of 242 amino acids. Gene Ontology annotation, biological process: peptidyl-L-cysteine S-palmitoylation; protein targeting to membrane. Gene Ontology annotation, cellular component: endoplasmic reticulum palmitoyltransferase complex; extrinsic component of endoplasmic reticulum membrane. NCBI's taxonomy places the organism in Eukaryota, Fungi, Ascomycota, Sordariomycetes, Glomerellales, Glomerellaceae.
AUGGAUCAGAGAACCGAUAGCCAGGCGCGAGGCGCCUCCAAGGACCUGGAACGAGGACCGGAUGUGCUCCCGCGCCAUUCCAAUGUAUCGGCCGGCGAUGGAAUUGGAUCGGCCAUUUCUUCCUCAGACUCAUCGAUCAUGGGAGAGGAGCUGCCGCCGGAUUUAGGCGAAGAAUGGGGACCGCAACACCCUUGUUUCCCUCAUCUCAACCCUCACGUUCCUCUCGACUCGCCCGAGUAUCGAAACACCCGAAUUAUUCGCAUACGUCGAGACUGGUUGAUAGAAGGAGACCUGGCGCCGACGUUUUCCAACCUGUACCCCGAGAUCCUGGACCCGGCAGGCUUGUCGGAACAGGAGUUUCGAAGGGUCAUCGACAAACUCAAUGGCGAGCUCAUUCCCAUCUUUAGCCCGUAUAAUUGGAGAAAUGUGGUGGACGGCUUGCUGGGCCUUGUGACGGGCUGGUUGUGGGAUGAUCUGGGCUUCACCGGCGUCAAGGCUCGACUGAAGCGCCUAGAACGCUGGAUUGACCAGUGGAACACCGAGAUGGAGAAGACUGUUGGCAACGACGACAGCUCAAUGGCGCCGCGAAUCAUCUCCUUGAGGAAAACUGGUUACAUGACGCUGGACAUUCAAAUCCCUGAUCCAGAAAUCGCUCCAGCUCCUAGCACACCUGGGGGCUCGAGAUCCGAAGGCAUGCCAACGGAGCCGCCAGCUGUCGUGACGGCAUAA